AGGUGCUCGAACGACAGUAGCUCGGAGCUACAUUCUAUUCAAACCUUUAUUGCUAUAGAUCACAGCGAGGAGCAUUCCAAUUGCUCGUUUUUCACUUCAAUUGACCACUUAAUCCUCCUACCUUUCUCCUUCUAAUUUUAAGUCAACCUUCUCCCACAGUCAUGGCCCCUCCAGAUAUCUUGAACAACCCCGCCGAGGGCAUCUCCUACUUCACCCCUGCUCAGGUGCCGCCCGCGGGGUCUGCAGCGAACCCACAAUCCGACGGCUCACAACCUCCCAAGCUCUUCCAGCCCUUGAAAGUGCGAGGCGUGACAUUUCACAACCGGAUCGGCCUUUCUCCACUCUGCCAAUACAGCGCUGACGAUGGACAUAUGACGGAUUGGCACAUGGCCCAUUUGGGCGGCAUCGCCCAGCGCGGACCCGGUUUCCUCAUGGUAGAGGCAACAGCCGUGCAACCAGAGGGUCGCAUUACUCCUCAAGACCACGGCCUCUGGAAGGACUCGCAAAUCGAGCCCCUCCGCCGGGUCGUCGAGUUCGUGCACAGCCAAAAUCAGAUCAUCGGCAUCCAACUGGGCCACGCAGGCCGGAAAGCCAGUACCGUUGCACCUUGGCUUAGUAUGGCCGACAUGGCUACGGAGAAGGUUGGCGGAUGGCCCGCUAACGUCAAGGGACCCUCCAACACCCCAUUCCACGAGAAGUUCCCCAAACCCAAGGCGAUGACUACGGCCGAUAUUGAGCAGUUCAAGAGCGAUUGGGUGUCGGCUGUUAAACGCGCUCUCAAGGCUGGUGUGGACUUCGUGGAGAUUCAUAAUGCCCACGGAUACCUACUUAUGAGCUUCUUGUCCCCGGCGACAAACGACCGUACCGAUGAGUACGGUGGUAGUUUCGAGAACCGGAUUCGUUUGUCGCUGGAAAUCGCCAAGUUGACCCGCGAGAAUGUACCCAAGGAUAUGCCCAUCUUCCUACGUGUGUCGGCUACCGACUGGCUGGAAGAAGUCAUGCCGGACCAGCCCAGCUGGCGCAUCGAAGAUACCGUCCGCUUCGCAAAGGCUCUCGCCGAGAGCGGGAAUGUCGAUGUCCUGGAUAUCAGCAGUGGAGGUAAUCACCAGAAGCAGCAUAUUCAUGCCAAGGCCGGUUUCCAGGCGCCAUUUGCUAUUGAAGUUAAGAAGGCGGUUGGAGAUCAGCUGAAGGUUGGCACAGUCGGUAUGAUCAAUGAUGGACACCUGGCCAAUUGUGUGUUGGAGCACAAUAAUCUGGACUUUGUGCUUGUCGGACGGGGGUUCCAGAAGAAUCCCAGUCUUGUGUGGACUUGGGCGGAGGAACUGGAUGUGGAGAUCUCCAUGGCUAACCAGAUUCGUUGGGGCUUUGGUAGCCGCGGUGGUGGUGUCUACUUGAAGAAACGACAGGAAAAGAUUUAGAAAGAUGCAUGACCGUGACGUCAUCUAGAUAAAUACGAAGGAUGGUGCAUGAUGAUGCGAGAGGAUGAGAGUGCAAUGUCUUGGCGAUAAUGAGAGAAAGUAUCACAGCCAAAAUGAGUCAAUUGUCUGAAAAGCCUCAAAUUGUAUAUGUGCGAUCUCCAGUUGACCAAAACUUACC
Molecule: messenger RNA, 1596 nt
Organism: Penicillium subrubescens
Lineage: Eukaryota; Fungi; Ascomycota; Eurotiomycetes; Eurotiales; Aspergillaceae
Product: NADH:flavin oxidoreductase/NADH oxidase
Exons: 2
Coding region: 162-1418 (418 amino acids)
Cellular component (GO): intracellular anatomical structure
Molecular function (GO): NADP binding; FMN binding; NADPH dehydrogenase activity
Source: RefSeq, a predicted model, not a curated record